GCUCAGGCCUUGGCAGGGGCUGCCCAGGGAGCUUUGCAGUGCCCAUCCCUGCAGGUGUCCCCUGGGGGUGGCACUGAGUGCUCUGGGCUGGGGACAAGGUGGGGAGGUCUCUUCCAGCCUCAGGGAUCACCAGAGCAGGGUCUCCCAGAGCCUAAAGUGCUCCCACAUGGAAUUUAGAAGGAUUGGCUCCUCAGGCAAGUGAUUCAUCACAGAGACAGCAGUGAUGUGAGUGAAGAAAAGAGCAAAUCAGCCCCCAGAGCUGCUCCAGGAGGAAGACUCAGGGCACUCCAGGAGGAAGACUCCAGGAGGAAGACUCAGGGCACAGCUUUCCGCGGGCUCUGGUGAAGCUCUCAGCACCAGUGGAUGUGCUCAGGUGUUCCAAGGAGGUGCAUUGCUCCCCCUCAGCACCUGCACUUCGGGUUUGUGGUGGGAGUUGUUAUUUUCAUUCUGAGGCAGCAGCCUGUGUGUCACUUGCUGCCUUUUGCAUUUAUUCCACGACUUGUUCCAUAGCCAGAGCCCUGGGUCAGCCCCUCCUGGGCUCUCUGCCUCGUGCAAAGGGCAGAUCCCAGCGAGGGGAGGAAGGAGGGCUUGUGGGGAAGGGCCAGGCUGAGCACACACCUGCUCUGGGAAGGAAACACUGGAUUUCUCCCAGGCUGUCACCCAAACGUUGUCCCCUGUGCUGACAAACACUGGCAGGAGCCGCAGCUCCCUGAAGAGAGGGGGAAGUUCCUCCCCAGGGCCAGCACCUGUGCCAGCAGCUUGCCCUUAAAGCUGCCCAGGAAGCUGCUGAGCUGCUUGUGAGUGCUGGAGAGAGGGCACAGGCUUUCCAGGCUGGUAAGGUUGACACUGAUUUGGGGGCAUAAAUGUAAUUAUUAUGGAAGUUAGCAACUUCCUAGAUCUAAGGUUUCUGUGUCUGUCUCCUCAGGCCUGUAGCUGCUUUUUCUGGGGAGUUUUGUGCUACUUUAAUGCUGUAAAUGCUCUGUCUUGCUUCUGUGGUUUGCAAAAUUCUUCUUACAAUGUGUCUGGUUCAGGCCCUUGUGCUGUGUCAACGAGGAAUGGGAAGGAAUUUUCUUGGUUAAGGCUUGAUGUUGGCUGAUUGGUUUGGGGUUGGUUUCUGGGUUUUUUUUAGAAAAUGACUAUAAAAUUUGUCGCAGCCCCUAGGCAGGCAGAGGAGGCCAAGGCACGAUGUGUGAAAUGUCUUUAAUUGCUGAAAUGAGACCAGGCUGGAGCACCCUGUGAUGGUGGGAGGUAACCCUGCCCUUGGCAGGGGUGGAAUGAGAUGGGCUUUGAGAUUCCUUCCAGCCUUCUGUAAUUCUUUGAUGAUUCAGCUCUCCACUGGAGACCUCAGGAGCAGGUUUCCAAGUCUCAGAUGCAGAUAAAUAAAAUGUUUUCCUGUCUUAGCAUAGUCCUGAAGUCACCACGGGCCUCCUGCAGCUCCUGGCCCACACCGGGUGCCGUGUCUGGUGCAUUCCCUGCCCCUCUGAACGCUCAGGAGAGACAUCCCUGGACUCCCCCUGCACGAGCCGGUUCCCGGGAUGGCAGUGGCGCUGGCGGUGGCUCUGGCGGUGGCUCUGGUGCCGCUGGCUGCCGAGGCGGGGAAGGACCCGCUGCUGAACGUCUGCAUGGAUGCCAAACACCACAAGAGCCAGCCGGGCCCCGAGGGCAAGCUCUACGAGCAGUGCUCCCCCUGGAAGGACAACGCCUGCUGCACGGCCAACACCAGCCUGGAGGCCCACAAGGACCAGUCCUACCUCUACAACUUCAACUGGAACCACUGCGGGGUGAUGCCACCCAAGUGCAAGCGCCACUUCAUCCAGGACACGUGCCUCUACGAGUGCUCACCCAACCUGGGGCCCUGGAUCGAGCAGGCUGACAGCAGCUGGCGUCGGGAGAGGAUCCUGCACGUGCCCCUGUGCAGGGAGGACUGCGAGCAGUGGUGGCACGACUGCAAGGACGCCCUCACCUGCAAGGAGAACUGGCACCAGGGCUGGAACUGGGCCACAGCCAGGGGAGAGAGGGGCCCUAUCGGUUUCCGCGACAGCCCGAGAUCUUCCGAGCGCCUGUCCCUAUUGUCUCUGCCACAAGGGCCGUGCUCUCACCGGGUGCGUGUCCCCAGGAACCAACCGCUGUCCCUGGGGCUCCGCGUGCAGGCCCUUCAGGCAGGUGUUCCCCCGGGCCCGGGACCUGUGCGAGAAGAUCUGGUCCGGCUCCUUCAGCUACAGCCCCGAGCCGCGGGGCAGCGGCCGCUGCAUCCAGAUGUGGUUCGACCCUGCCCAGGGCAACCCCAACGUGGCCGUGGCCGAGUACUACGCCUGGAGGAGGAGAUCCUCGCCGGCCCACGCCGCGGCUCCGCAGAGCGACCGCGCCGCGCGCGCCCUGCCCCGCGCCAUGCUGCUGCUGCUGCUGGCCCUGGCCCUGCUGCUGCCCCCCGAGGGGCUGCGGCCCGGGGGGUCCCUCUGACCCCUCUGGAGGAACGGGCACAAGCAGCUCAGCCUGCCUGUCCUGCUGCUCAGCACAAGCUGUGUUGUUGGGCCGUGGUAGCAGCUCCAGGCUGCUGACCAGAACAGGGAUUUCCUUGGCUCUGCCCUGGGGGAAGAGCAGUGAGUCUCUGCUGGGGUGUGGGAGCUGCUGCACAUCUGUUCCCUCCUCUGGCCGUGGGCUGGCUGGCUGAGCUCUGGUGCCAGGCGCUUUGGGCUGCUGUGGCUCCCUGAGGGGUGGCUGGGAUAAUAAAGUCUGGCUCUGGGUCAGCCUCGUUGUCCUGAUGUGGGAUGCUCCUGGGGAGGGGCAGUGUCCUGGGCUGCUGGUGGGUGUGGGGUCUGGAAAUGGAGGAGU
This is a messenger RNA of Onychostruthus taczanowskii (white-rumped snowfinch), 2832 nucleotides long. RefSeq names its product folate receptor gamma-like. Gene Ontology annotation, molecular function: signaling receptor activity. The record is from RefSeq and is a predicted model, not a curated record. Gene Ontology annotation, cellular component: external side of plasma membrane. The transcript is spliced from 5 exons. Bases 1536 to 2558 code for a protein of 340 amino acids. Lineage: Eukaryota; Metazoa; Chordata; Aves; Passeriformes; Passeridae.